AGUAUCUUGUGCAAUAUUAUUGGAGAAUCCUAGUAUACCAAUAUGAACCUUCCACUUUUUUCAUUCAAUCAUUCUCCUAGGAAGAACAAUUCUAUGAAAAUGAAAGAGAGUGCUUAUUUGAUCAAACACCAAUUUCACUGUAUAUUCAAAUUUCUAUUUUCAUUAAUUAAUAUUCUGUUGUACCUAAUUAUGCAGAAAUAGUCAGUGAUUGCAAGUAGUUUCAUGCAUUGGACUUCAUUUCCUUUUGGCAACAUGGGUGAAGGUAGUUGUGGUGAGAAACCCUGAUCAAGAGAGCAACUGAAUUUUUUCAGGAUGAGCAGCUUGAUGCUGUUGCCAGAUCAAGCAAGAGCAAUAUCACUAAAUAUAGUGCCUGUUCCUGGAAGUGAAAAAUCUUCUGUUUCCCAGCAUUUCAUCUCACCUCAGAUUCAUUAUAUGCAAGUAUUUUCCAACAGUGUUAAUGAGCUUUAUACUGAUGCUCCAUUUUCUGACCCAAGGCAACUUUGUACCAUUCCUGCUGAAAACAUACUGGGCGAUUUUGUUUUGCCAAUUUCUAGAGUGGAUGCUGCUAAAUCAUAUUAUGGUUCUCAAAUAAGAAAUCUGUUUCAACAUUUCAAACUCAUCGAGACUCCUCUUCUGGAUCAAUCAAAUAACUCAUCGAUUGACAAUGUCAGCACUACAGUAGUAAACACUCCUUACAUUAAAAGGGAAUCCACAAGCUACAUUGGCAAAGCUUUGUCUCUUGUUCAGAAUGGUGAGGUCGGCACAAGUGCCACAGUUCCCAGGAGUCAUGCUUUAACGAAAGAGAACUCUGAUGAAAGGAAAGAACAUGCCAUUGAGAUUCAUUCAAGAGAGAUGGUUCACUCAAGAGAAGACAAAGCUAGAGCUGCUACAAAGAACAGGCUCCGCAGAGCUAGGAUUUCUGAAGGAAUUAAAGCAUUGCAAAAUAGUAUACCAUUCUCUGGCCAGGGUAAAAAAGAAUCUGUUCUGGAUGAUGUCAUCGAUUAUAUAAAGUUUUUGAAACUUCAGCUCAAGGUAGUAAGCCAGAGCCGGUUAAAUGGUGAAGCUGCGAUAUACCCCUUUGUUUAUGUAGAGGGUUAUGGGCACUACUUGCUCCAUCAGCAGUGUUGUGGUGAUCCUCUUGAAGAAGCGAUGGGGCAACUGAUGGAGUCGAACAUGCAGUCCGCACUGGAUCUGCUGGGAAGUAAAGGUUUGAUCAUAUUACCCAUUGGUCCUUGCAUGCUCCCUUCUUCACACUGAUUUAGUAGCUACUAAUGUUACGAGUUAACUACGCUGGCUGGCGGUGCUAAAAUGGCAUUCAGGGCAGUUUUGUUGGUUUUAAGCUCAAGGCACUGACUUGCCAUAGGCACCCUUUCUGAGGACGAUAUGCUUUAGAAUGUUAGUAGCAUUACUGGUGCUGUUAUAUAGGAGAUACGGAAAGUCAGAGCUACUUCAGAAUGUAUACAUGCUAAUUUCAUCUACUGAUAUGAACUUGUUACAUAAGUCUUAAUGCCUUUUGAGAUUUAUAUUUCAUUAGCAAGCUAGAAAUGCUAA
Messenger RNA from Musa acuminata AAA Group (dessert banana), 1551 nucleotides. RefSeq lists its product as uncharacterized. The record is from RefSeq and is a predicted model, not a curated record. The transcript has 6 exons. Bases 313 to 1257 code for a protein of 314 amino acids. Gene Ontology annotation, cellular component: nucleus. Gene Ontology annotation, molecular function: DNA-binding transcription factor activity, RNA polymerase II-specific; protein dimerization activity; RNA polymerase II cis-regulatory region sequence-specific DNA binding. Gene Ontology annotation, biological process: regulation of transcription by RNA polymerase II. Lineage: Eukaryota; Viridiplantae; Streptophyta; Magnoliopsida; Zingiberales; Musaceae.